AUGACUUCAAUCAACUCACUCGACAAGAAUGAACUCAAAGGCAAUGAUGUUGUCACUACCGAGAACAUCGACAGCACCAUUGAUUACAGCCGCAAUGCCAACGCAAAGAUCGUCAAUCCAUUGGCUGGUCUUUCCAGAGACGCACUGAGACACAAAUUCGACGGGUUCUGUGACUCGUGGGACUUUCAAGAAAAAUGCGAGAUUUUCUGGAAGGGUGCAUUGGCUGCUCAAAACCCAGAUACAAUCGAAGAACUACAUGAGUUGAACGAGGAGGACAAGUAUCACAUCCGACGAGAAGUCACGCAUCGGUGGCAUCUUCCCAAAGAUUUGUAUUUCGCAAUUGCAAUCUGCUCUCUUGGCUCUGCUAUUCAAGGCUGGGACAAUACAGGUGCAAAUGGAGCGAAUUUGUCUUUCCCUCAGAGAAUAACCAUUGGCUGGUGGGUACCAUUAAUAGCGCCCCCGCUUCUCUUCGGCCUCGCAACUGCAUGGGCGGCUGACCCAGUGAAUAACUGUUUCGGACGUCGCGGUGCCAUUUUCCUCACCGGUCUCUUCUGCAUCUUUCCAGUCCUUGCUCAAGGCUUUGCACAAAGCUGGUGGGACUUGCUCAUCUGCCGUAUGUUCAUGGGAUUUGGCAUGGGUAUCAAGAUAUCCACCAUCCCCGUCUACUCCGCCGAGAUCUCUCCGGCAUCCAUCCGUGGCGGCAUGGUCACCAGCUUCCAGCUCUGGGUGGCAUUUGGAAUCUUCAUCGGCCAAUGCUCAAAUCUCAUUUUCUUCCGCAUCGGACGUCUGGCGUGGCGUUUUCAACUAGCCGCUGCUUUCGCCCCUGCUAUCCCAAUUGUCAUCUUGAUCUGGUGGUGCGUCGAAUCGCCUAGAUGGCUUUUGAAGAAGAACAGAUAUCAUGAAGCAUACGCAGCAUUAUGCCGGAUUCGAAACAGCGAAGUCAUUGCCGCUCGAGAGCUGUACUAUGCUCACUGCCAGAUCUCCGAAGAGCACAAUGCUUUUGCGGGAAUCUCGCUCAGUCGCAGGAUGCUGGAUCUCUUUACAGUACCACGUCUUCGCCGCGCGACAAUUGCCAGCUCAGUUAUUGUUGUCUCGCAGCAGUUUAGCGGAAUUAAUAUAGUGGCGUUUUACAGCAGUACCAUCUUUGCUGAAGCUGGAUACGGUCCCAAACAAUGCCUUCUGGUAUCUAUGGGGUUUGGCCUGAUCAUGUUCAUCUUCGCACUUCCAGCAGUGUACACUAUGGAUACAUUCGGCCGGCGCAAUCUGCUACUCGUCACGUUCCCCAACAUGGCAUGGUGCUUGCUUGGUGCGGGCUUUUGCUUUUUGAUCAAUGAACAGUCCGAGGCAAGAGUACCGCUGAUCGCGUUCUUCGUAUUUCUCUUCACCGCGCUGUACGGUCCAGGUAUGGGCCCACUGCCUUCCAUAUAUUUCAGCGAAGCUUUCCCACUGUCUCAUCGUGAGAUCGGCGCCGCUUUUACCAUCUGCGUCAACAACGCCGUUGGAUCUAUUCUUGUCCUCACAUUCCCCGAGCUCCUCAACAAAAUCACUCCCACAGGCGCGUUUGCGUUUUACGCUGGCUUGAAUGUCCUUGCUUUUGGGAUGAUCUUUUUCCUAGUACCGGAGACCAUGAAACGCACCCUCGAGGAAUUGGACUUUGUAUUCGGCGUCCCCACACGCAGACAUGCUGCAUAUCAAGUCCGCGCGUGGCUCCCUUGGUUUUUCAAGAGGUAUGUCUUGUUCCGGAGGAACGCGAAGUUGGAACCGAUGUACCACCUGGAGGGUGUUGAUUCCAUGCGCUCGGGGGCAGUGUAG
Messenger RNA from Periconia digitata, 1812 nucleotides. Lineage: Eukaryota; Fungi; Ascomycota; Dothideomycetes; Pleosporales; Periconiaceae. The record is from the annotation of a GenBank genome assembly.